AUGAUUCAAAAAUCAACUGCUGUGGGAGGAGAUGACUUGGAUGAUGGUUUGGAAUAUGAAAUACAAUACUCUGAUGGAGAAACUGAACAGCCGAAGGUAUUUUCGGAAGAUGAAGACAAAAUCACACCUUUAGAAAAUGACCAGAAGGUAGAAGUCCUCGAAAAUGAAGGAAAAAGAAAGAGAAACAAGCAAAAGCCUAGCUCUUUGCAAAACAAGAAGAAACAGAAAAUGGAAAUUGAUGUUGAAAAGAAAAGAACACUUUCCAAAGAAUCAUCUACAGAUUUAAUUGCAGACGAAAUCAACUCUAAAAUUCGUCGAAGAGAACCUGAUUUGUCAGCUUUAGAGUUAUCGGAACGAUACUUCAGUAAAUCGGAUUUUCGGUCUACAUCAGAUUUUAUUGAAGAACCAAGAAACCUCGAUAAUUUGGCGAAAUUUAUAAAUCUUAGGUUUAAGAAUAUGCUUGUACCAGAUAAGAAGAAGAAGAAAAAGUCAAACGAAAAAAGGCCAGACUCAGAGAAGGUUGUAAUUGAAUCUGAUCUGAAUGAGAGAAGAUUUAUAACAAUUCUUUCAAUGUCAGCCAUCAGAGUAUGCGAUACUUACCGUGUAACUCGUGAGCUUACUGGAUCAUCUAUCAAAUUGAUUAAUAAGAAUAAACUAUCUUCAGAUUUAUCUAUUUUAAAAGAUACAAAAGCUAGGAUAUUAUGCUCUACUCCAGGUAGACUAUCGAAAGUGCUCAACAGUGAAAAUCUGACAUUAAAAGGAAAUGAAAUAAAAAUCAUUAUUGUGGACAGUACUUACUUAGACAAAAAAUGUCAAAAUGUUUGGGAUUUAAAAGAAACUGCUGAUGUUUUGAAAAAUUUGACAAAAGGGGGCUCUAAGAUAUACUUAUAUUAG
This is a messenger RNA of Priceomyces carsonii, 894 nucleotides long. RefSeq lists its product as uncharacterized. The record is from RefSeq and is a predicted model, not a curated record. Gene Ontology annotation, cellular component: 90S preribosome; nucleus. The transcript has a single exon. Lineage: Eukaryota; Fungi; Ascomycota; Pichiomycetes; Serinales; Debaryomycetaceae. The coding region runs from base 1 to 894 and encodes 297 amino acids.